GCCGCCGUGACAAGGUCUCUGCGCAUGUGCAGGGUGAAACGGAAAGAAGGUGAAGAUGGCGGCGGCCAGAGCGGGGGUCCUGGGAAUCCGAUGGUUGCAAAAGGCAGCCCGAAACGUGGUGCCGCUGGGGGCACGGACAGCCUCCCACAUUACCAAGGACAUGCUCCCGGGACCCUAUCCCAAGACCCCAGAAGAACGGGCUGCCGCCGCCAAGAAGUAUAAUAUGCGGGUGGAAGACUACGAGCCGUACCCAGAUGAUGGCAUGGGGUAUGGUGACUAUCCGAAACUGCCUGACCGCUCACAGCAGGAGAGGGAUCCAUGGUAUGACUGGGACCACCCAGACCUGCGGUUGAACUGGGGUGAACCGAUGCACUGGGACCUGGACAUGUAUAUCAGGAACCGUGUGGACACGUCCCCGACUCCUGUUAAUUGGAACCUCAUGUGUAAGCACCUUUUCGGCUUCGUCGCCUUCAUGCUGUUCAUGUUUUGGGUAGGGGAGACUUACCCCUCCUACCAGCCUGUGGGGCCAAAGCAGUAUCCUUACAAUAAUCUGUACCUGGAACGAGGCGGCGAUCCCAGCAAAGAACCUGAGCCAGUGGUUCACUAUGAGAUCUGAGGAGGCUUCAUGAGCUUUGUGUUCCCUAACUGACUCCUUCAAUCCUAGAAAUUUAACUUUAAUGAAAUCCCUAAUAAAACUUUGUGCUGUGGUA
Molecule: messenger RNA, 710 nt
Organism: Budorcas taxicolor (takin)
Lineage: Eukaryota; Metazoa; Chordata; Mammalia; Artiodactyla; Bovidae
Gene: NDUFB8
Product: NADH:ubiquinone oxidoreductase subunit B8
Exons: 5
Coding region: 56-616 (186 amino acids)
Biological process (GO): mitochondrial electron transport, NADH to ubiquinone
Cellular component (GO): mitochondrion
Source: RefSeq, a predicted model, not a curated record